GCGGUUGGGGUCCCACAUAAGCACCGGCACCGGCACCGGAGACUAGACGGGGUGCAGUCCGUAUGACAAGGCAAGGCCAACUGGGGAGUCCUUUGCGAAGCCGGCCGCUUCCCAGUUCCCACACCUCCCCCGCUCUCUCUCCUGCAUUCUUAAACCCCCUCAGAUGGACACAUAAAAUCAUACGCUACUGCUACUGUAACUCACUCUACCAUAUGAUAUGAGUGCCAGCUCCGCCAUCAACCCAACACACGAUUCAUCAAUUUGUCUUACUAACUUCGGGACUGUGAGAUAUAGCACCAAGGUUUUUAUCCUUUCCCUUAUUUUGUUUCUUGAGAGAUGGCUGCCACUCCUGUGUAUUUCAACGGCGGUCUAGCUGUUAAGGGAUUAACGACUGGUUGGGCUGGGAAUUCUGGUUCCGGGUGCCAACCGCCACCGCUGCCGCCGUCGCAGUUGUCAUGGCGCCGUCGAUCGGCCAACACGUCCGCAAAUCUUCUUCGCCUGUACCCUUUAUCCGCCAAUCAACCCAACAAGCGAUUUUUAAGUUAUUCGCACACCAGGAAUAAGUGCUUUAUCUCAGGGCCCAACCAUCCAUUGAGUUCCGAUUACGGAGUGCAGUCUUUUAACGGGGAAACGUCGGAUUCUAUUAUUCUCCACCAACACCCUGCUAUCUCAACUUGUAAUGGAGGCCUUCAGAUUCAUAAAAUUGAGAAUGAGUUGGAAACUAUUUCCUUGAGUCCAUCUCAAAUACCAGACAUCAGGCGUGAGCUUGUAAUGCUGUCUUUGCCUGCCAUUGCGGGUCAGGCAAUUGAGCCUUUGGUGCAGUUGAUGGAGACAGCUUAUAUUGGCCGCCUAGGCUCUUUGGAGUUGGCUUCUGCUGGUGUCUCCAUAACAAUAUUUAACACCAUUUCAAAGUUAUUCAAUAUUCCUCUGCUGAGUGUUGCUACUUCUUUUGUGGCUGAGGACAUCUCAAAGAACAUAAGCCAAGUUUCUGCAACAGAAAUGGGAGACAGCACCAAUGGGAAACCAUUUGAUGCCCAAGUGGGAAGGCAGCAGCUAUCCUCUGUAUCUACAGCUUUAGUUCUAGCAAUUGGCAUUGGCAUAUUUGAAGCCUUAGCAUUGUCAUUUGGAUCCGGAUUUCUUCUCAAUUUGAUGGGCAUAUCACAUGGUUCUCCUAUGCGUGCCGCAGCAGAACAGUUUCUUGCUCUGAGAGCACUUGGUGCUCCUGCUUUUGUUGUUUCUUUGGCUCUCCAAGGCAUUUUCCGUGGUUUUAAGGAUACAAAGACUCCAGUAUUUUGUCUAGGUUUUGGUAAUUUUACAGCUAUACUUUUGUUUCCAUUACUUAUGUAUCAUUUUGGACUGGGUGUAUCUGGAGCUGCAAUCUCUACAGUCAUAUCGCAAUACAUCGUGACCUUUGCAAUGAUCUUAUUUUUGAAUAAGAGGGUUGUACUACUGCCCCCAAAGUUUGGAGAGUUGCAGUUUGGGGUUUAUCUGAAAUCUGGUGGCUUUCUAAUUGGGCGAACCCUUGCUGUCCUUCUGACAAUGACACUUGCCACGUCAAUGGCUGCUCGCCAAGGUCCUGUAGCAAUGGCUGCUCAUCAGAUAUGCUUCCAAGUAUGGUUGGCUGUAUCUUUGCUCACAGAUGCUUUGGCAGCAUCAUCUCAGGUCUUGAUUGCCAGUUAUUUAUCAAGAGAUGAUUAUGGAACUGUCAGGGAACUUACACAAUUUGUAUUGAAGAUUGGGAUAUUCACGGGAGUUUCUUUAGCUGUGGUUCUGGGUGUUUCAUUUAAUUCGCUGUCCACUUUCUUUACAAAGGACACUGAAGUAUUAAAAAUCAUUGCAACUGGUGUACUGUUUGUCAGUGCUAGUCAACCUAUAAAUGCUUUGGCAUUUAUUUUUGAUGGCCUUCAUUAUGGUGCUUCAGACUUCCCUUAUGCUGCUCGUUCUAUGAUGCUGGUUGGGGCCAUAUCUUCUGCAUUUUUGCUAUAUGCUCCAGCAAAGUUUGGUCUCCCUGGUGUCUGGUCAGGCUUGAUUCUCUUCAUGGCAUUGCGAAUGAUGGCUGGAUUUAUCAGAAUAAUGUCAAAAGACAGUCCAUGGUGGUUUCUGCAUGGUGACUUUAAUAGAGCCAAGCUUACUGGGUGAGAAGUCUGGAUGGAAGUGAUUGGGACUACAGUGGACAUACACAUACAUUGGAUGCAAGUGAUUUUGGGACAGCAUUGAACAUACAUACAUUGCUGCUGUGGUUACCUUGGCUGGUCUUGUCAUCCGGAAAGCGAAGAAGUUAUUGUAAGACGAGAUCCAGGGAGCUCUUCUUUGUGGUAUUUUUCUUUUGGGGGGAGGGCGGAGUUUAGGGAGAAAAAGUGGUUUUGAGGUUUAUGAUUGAAACUGUAGAGUGAUAGACAGAGCAGCUACUGAUUUAGCAAUAAUUGUUGCUUCAUCAACUUUAGUAUUAUCGUUUUGCUCCUUCAACGCAACUCCCAGGCACAAAAACCACUGGAGAAUAA
This is a messenger RNA of Coffea arabica (coffee), 2501 nucleotides long. RefSeq names its product protein DETOXIFICATION 45, chloroplastic. Gene Ontology annotation, molecular function: antiporter activity; xenobiotic transmembrane transporter activity. Lineage: Eukaryota; Viridiplantae; Streptophyta; Magnoliopsida; Gentianales; Rubiaceae. Gene Ontology annotation, biological process: transmembrane transport. Gene Ontology annotation, cellular component: chloroplast; membrane. The record is from RefSeq and is a predicted model, not a curated record.